Molecule: messenger RNA, 6796 nt
Organism: Candoia aspera
Lineage: Eukaryota; Metazoa; Chordata; Lepidosauria; Squamata; Candoiidae
Gene: PHLDB2
Product: pleckstrin homology like domain family B member 2
Exons: 20
Coding region: 374-4120 (1248 amino acids)
Biological process (GO): regulation of microtubule cytoskeleton organization
Cellular component (GO): basal cortex
Source: RefSeq, a predicted model, not a curated record
GCGGGACUGAUUGUUGCUUCAGUUGAGCUUGGGGGAGGAGAAGGAGGGGCUGGAUCCUGUCCGGCUAGGAAGGAAAGGCUCCAGUUAGCAAGUGUUGGAAAACGACUCUCUGAGGUGGCUCGAGAGAAAAGGAUGUACAAAAAGCUGGAGGACGGAGAGGUCUCAGAAUUUACAUGUUUUGAUCUAACGUGGCUGUCAUCCAUCCCUUCUGGCAAGCAACAACACGAUGUCAAAUAGAAAUAAUCUUGCUUACCACAGUCUUAGAAUAGGCAGCUAAGAUAAACAGCUAUAACAGGAAAUUUGGCUCUGGUGGACCACAAACAUCACUGAUUCGGUGGAGUCUCAUCUUGUGCAGGUUUGAUAUUCCAACAAGAUGUUGGAAGAGUAUGGCCAUAUGCAAAACCAGGUGGAAUUACAAAAUACCAGUUUAGGAAAGGAGGUAGUUAUGAAUUCUCUUGAAAGUGAUCUCCACCAUAUAAUGGAUAGACUCAGCCAGAAAAAAUAUUCAUCAAGUCUGAAAUUAAAAACAAAUGAAGACUACUCUGGUUCUUAUUUAACUCUCUCCCAGCCUCUGGCACCUAAACUGAGCCCUGCAUCCAGUGUUAAAAGUAUGCCAUCUGUUUCCAAAAUUCAAGGAAUCAAACCUUUGGCUUGUGAGAACUCUUAUCUUUCAGACAAAAAUGUCUCCAUAAAGCAUAUGGGCCCCAUUUCAGGCACGUUCUCAUCUCUAAGUGGGUACAGCCUAGGAAAGAAAGACUUCGAUAUUUAUGCUACCAGAGAAAAUGAAAAACAGUUUGGACGUCUGGAUAAAUUUCCCUAUUCAAAGUACAGUCAGAAGAAUAAAUCUCAUGAUAGUGUCUACUUCCCAGGAGUGCUGGAUGGGUGGAAAAACUCUGGAUCUCUUCUUGCAAUGUGGAAUGGGAAUUCAGGAAAUGAUAUAAUAAUUUCACCAGUCAGCAACUCUGGAGCUGCCAGUAUGCCCUCCAGUCCAAAACAAAGCAGGAAAAUGAAUAUACACGACAUCAUGUCAGUUCAGGCCAGGCCACCUAAACAUAAGGACUCAGCAGUGGAAGCUCAAGGGCCUAGAACCAGAAAAUAUCCAGGUGGUUCACUGAGUCAUAUGGGAGUUUAUAGUCGGUCAUUACCCAGGCUUUACAAAUCAACAGAAAGCCAACUCACGCCACUGAGUUUACCCCCAAGAAACUCUCUUGGGAAUUCCAAAAGAAAGAAGACUAUUGAAAAAGACCUUCUACCUCAAAAUAUACUGGAUGCUGACAAUUACCUUAAUUUUUCUUGCACCUCAGGAGUAUUGCCAUACUCAAACUUUGCACCUGAAGUGAAUUCCUAUGUAAAUUCAACUCUCAGUGUUCCUGCAAGCCCCCGGAUAGCUAGAAAAAUGCUUUUGGCAUCCAAUUCCUCAUAUGCACUUGAUGACUUUGAUAGGAUUGGAGUGUUGGGGACAAGCCCUAGUAAUUCAUUCAUUCCUUUGGAUCCUGAGAGAGUGUUCCCUGUGAGGAGGAGAGUUUCCAAUAGCUCCAUGGAGUUUGAUGAAACAGAUUUGGAAAGCCUUAGGCAGACUCCUUCCAUUCGAGAGAGAAAGAACAGCAUUAGUUCUGUUUCUGGAAGAGAUGACCUAAUGGACUACCACAGGAGACAGAGAGAAGAAAGGCUUAAAGAACAGGAAAUGGAGAGGCUGGAGCGCCAGCGGCUAGAGACCAUUCUCAAUCUGUGUGCAGAAUAUUCCAAGCCUGACAAUGAACCUGCCACUGUCACUUCUGUAGCUGAUGUUCAGAAAAUUAAUAAAGAACUUGAAAAACUCCAGUUGUCUGAUGAAGAUUCUGUCUUUGAAGAUUCUCAGAUAACAGUGGACUCAAGAUUCAGAGAUCAUUUGCAGCUUUCAGCUGAAGAUCCUGACUUCUCUGAAUUCAGUGAUCUUGGACAAAAUUCUAUGGGUUUCUUUUCCUCAAGAGGAAUCAGAACGAAUAAACAUUUAAAUGGCAACAGGACAAGUUCACCUUUAUCUGCUUCUGCUUUCAUGAAGGAUGUCAGUGAAUCUUCCUAUCUAAGCAUUAUGUCAAAGUCACCAGAAUGCAUAAGCAAUGAACAAACAGCAUCAGAACUUAAUCAAAUGGAAGAACAGCGCAUUAUAAUAUUAAAUAACUUGGAAGAACUUGAACAAAAGAUCAAAGACUUAAAUGACCAGAUGGAUGAAUCCUCCAGAGAGAUGGAUAUGGAAUGUGCCCUGUUGGGAGCAGAGCAGAAAUCUGAAACAGCUGAACUUCUCAAGGAGAAGGAAAUAGUAGAUCAUUUAAACAGGAAGAUAGCAGAGCUGGAGAGAAAUGUCAUUGGUGAAAAGGCCAAGGAAAAAAUAAAGCUUGAUGCUGAGAGGGAAAAACUAGAAAAGCUUCAGGAGCUUUACUCCGAGCAGAAGACUCAGCUUGAUAAUUGCCCCGAGUCCAUGAGGGAACAAUUACAGCAGCAGCUAAACAGGGAUGCAGACUUGUUGGAGGUAGAAAGCAAACAUUUUGAAGAUCUGGAAUUUCAGCAGCUUGAAAAUGAGAGCAGAUUAGAUGAAGAAAAAGAGAACUUAACACAGCAGCUUCUGCGUGAAGUUGCUGAAUAUCAGCGUAGCAUUGUCAAUAGAAAGGAAAAAGUUUCUGCUCUCAAAAAACAAGCCAAUCACAUUGUACAACAAGCACAAAGAGAACAAGAUCAUUUUGUCAAAGAGAAAAAUAAUUUACUAAUGAUGUUGCAAAGGGAGAAAGAAAAUCUUUGCAAUCUAGAAAAGAAGUAUUCCUCACUAUCAGGAGGCAAAGGAUUCCCUCUGAAUCCCAGCAGUCUAAAAGAGGGCUUUGUGAAUGUAAAUGACAUUAGUGACCUGCAUGGCAAUUCCACGAAUAUAUCCCCUUCCAUUCAAGCCCCCUCUGCUGCUGGUGCUGUUCCCACUGAACCUUCCACAGCUGGCCUGAUAAGCCAGUCACAAAAUAAAGAGCACUUCCGAAAUUUGGAAGAGAGAAAGAAGCAGCACAAAGAAGGCCUGUACAUGAGUGAUACUUUGCCCCGCAAGAAAUCUGCUCCUCCUAUAUCACCUCAUUUCAGUAGUUCUACUCUUGGACGAAGUGUUAAGAGUCACCUGCCACUUGGACAAAGCAGUAGCUGUGGCAGCAUACUUCCUCAUUGUUCAGGAUCUAUGACCAAAGAAUUGGAGUCAAGGAGAACACAUAAAGGUUAUAACCAUCAGCAUAUGCAUGAGGAUCAAAGCCAGAAGCCACCUGAAUUCUACAGCAGAACUGCCUCAGAAUCCAAUGUGUAUCUGAACACCUUUAAUUAUCCUAAUCCUAAUCUGAAAGGCCAUGCCUUUGACACGCUUAGCUUAGAUAGCUCAGACAGCAUGGAGACUAGUAUAUCUGCCUGUUCCCCAGAUAAUAUUUCCAGUGCCAGUACUGCAAACGUGGCGCGGAUAGAAGAGAUGGAAAGACUUUUAAAACAAGCUCAUGCUGAGAAGACACGAUUGCUUGAAUCCAGGGAACGAGAAAUGGAAGCUAAAAAAAAAGCACUAGAAGAAGAAAAGCGUCGCAGAGAACAGCUAGAGAAAAGGUUACAAGAAGAAACUAGUCAGCGACAAAAACUAAUAGAAAAAGAAGUUAAGAUACGUGAAAAACAGAGAAGUCAGUCUCGUCCUUUGACCCGUUAUUUGCCAGUCAGAAAGGAAGAUUUUGAUCUCCGCAGCCACAUAGAGACAGCUGGCCACAACAUAGAGACUUGUUACCAUGUCUCACUCACUGAGAAGACCUGCCGAGGCUUUCUUGUUAAGAUGGGAGGGAAAAUUAAAACUUGGAAAAAACGAUGGUUUGUGUUUGAUAGAAACAAGAGAACAUUUUCUUAUUAUGCAGACAGACAUGAAACUAAAUUAAAGGGAGUAAUUUAUUUCCAAGCCAUUGAAGAAGUCUAUUAUGAUCAUUUAAAGAAUGCUUGUAAGAGCCCUAAUCCAUUGCUUACUUUCAGCGUUAAAACUCAUGACAGAAUAUAUUAUAUGGUGGCCCCAUCGCCAGAAGCUAUGCGGAUAUGGAUGGAUGUAAUAGUUACAGGAGCAGAAGGCUACACCCACUUCAUGUUGUAGUUAAAUGGUGCUACGUUUCCUCAAUAGGGCAUAAUGCAAUAAUAGCUGUGUUUGUGAUGGUGGAAAGCCAUAUUUAGUCAUAUUUGACAAGUCAUAUGUACAAAAUAACAAGAAUCCUACCAGAACACCUAAUCUUAUGCUCCGAAAAGAAAUACAUCAUAUGUAAGGGAGCAUCAUGUUCUGGUCAGGUUUGUUUUCUUUUGCUGUGUUUUAGAUUCAUUAGUUGUUGACAUAGUGGGUGGGGGGGAAGCUACUUAAAAUAUGAUAAUCCUCCAAUAAUAGAUAAUCAGAUAGCCAUAAGCCAAUUUUUGUGGCAUUUUCUUACAAAUUCUACCAUGCAGAACUUUCCUUAUGAAAAUAAAUGUCAUAAGUUAACAGUGUUGCUAUACUUUUAAGUAUAAUAUUUUGUAUUAAGAAGUAAAAGAAAGAUAUGAUGUCUCUAUAUUUAAUGUAUAGGAUUUAUGAACAAUUUUAUGUUCUUUUCCUUACAAGUAUUUUAUAACCAAUUUUAAACCACUGUUUGCAGUGUUUUUGACUUAAAACACAACCAAAGAUUCAUACCAUGUGUUGAGAUUUAGUUUUAUGUAAUAGAAGAGUUUUUAAAUUCUUUUAUAUAUGCUAGUGGAGUUUUAAAGUAUUUCUGUCUAUAUCUUGGAAAUGCUGGAUGUUAGUUUGAAUGUUAACAAAAAAAAUAGUAUCUUUAGGGUCUUCGAAAUAUCAGAAGUUUCUUUUUGGAGGAUAGAAUCAGAUAAAAAUCCACAUUGAGCAAUCACAUUCUGCAUUUCUUUAGCUGAGGCUGUUACUUAAUUUCUUAACAAAUUACAACCCUCUUCACAAAAUUAUUCCUUCAUCAGUUAUAGCAGUACAGCUUAGUAGAAUUAAGAACUGUAAUUAAAAAAACAUGACUAUGUAUGGUUACAAUGACCAUUUAGUAUCCUAAAAAAGACAGAUUUCCCCAACAGCACAGUGUUUGUGGGUAAAAUUACAAGUCUUUGGAAACUAUAUUCACAACUUUUCCAUAUAAAAUAAAUAUUUUAAUUUAUUAAUGUAGGUGAUUAUUUUCCCAGGCUAAGUUGGCUUAGAAACUAGAACAUGAAUCUUUGGACAUACUGAAGAUAAGAUCAGUCAUGAAGAAAAGUCUUCAAAUCUUUUCUGAAUUAUAUUUCCAUUGAUGAUGAAGAAGCAUUUCUUUUUUGGCACACAGACAUAUCCUGCAGCUAGUUUGAUAGGUGUCCGAAUAGAAGCCAUGAAAAUUUAUUUUGUAUCAGAAACAAAAUAACAACAGUCCCAUUACACAUUCUUUUUAGUGCUGUGCUUCUGAUUUUAUAUUCUAGAUCAUUCUUUAUGUAUUAAUUUAUGUUGCUCUUUAACACAGAAAAAUAUUUCUAUUUUUUCACGAAUGUACUGAGGAAGCUGUCACUGCAUUUCUCUUGAAUAAAGUACAGUAAAUAAUCCUUUCUGUUCCUUAUGGGGUCUGAAGAAAUGAUAUGGGGACCAUAGCUCAGUAACAGAGCAUAUGCAGUGUGCAGACACUUCCAGGGUCAAGCUCAGCCACCUUUGAUUUAAAAAGUAUGAGUAGUGGAUUAUAAGAAAUACUUCUUCUUGAGACCUUACUGAACUGCUCCCAGAGGUGAUAAUACUGGGCUGAAUCACUUACUGAUUCCAGGCCCAGUAGGUCAAUUAAUUGAUGGUCUAGAGCCUGUAUCUAGCACUUGCCUUACCAAGUCUAAAUUUUUUAUGCAUUCAAGGGAUCACCAUGUUAUGUUCUUAAGAUUAUAUAUUCCUUAAAGAUCAUUUUUGUUUAAAAUACUUUGCCAGUCUUUGGAUAUUGUAUUCAGAUGAAGUUUGGAUUUUGUAUCAUGUUUGUAUUUGAUGUUGCCUUUUAAUAUUUUGAUCUUGUACAUGCCAUGUUUUCAGUGCACUAAACUAAAAUUGUUGUAUCUCCUUAAGAAAAUUAUAAAUAAUAAACCACUUUCAGAAAUAGUUAUAAUUUUAAAAUAUAAUUGAAUUUAUUAUAGUGUGUGAUGCCAAGUAGCAUGAUUAUAGCAAUUUAAAAGUGCCACAUGUUUUCAAAUGGAUUUACAUGAAAAGAAAUCACAUAGAAACUUGUGAUUUAAAUUGUUAAAUCAGGGCUUAAAGUUGUUUUUCCUUUAAUUGAUCAAACGUACAUAGAGAAUGAACUAUUCAAUUGUAUAUAAACAGCGUAAAAAUAUGUUUUAACUCACUGGGAUUUACUUAUGUUUGUGUGCACCAGACAAAAAGGCAUUAAGUUGGAUCAAGACUUACUCAUAUUCAGAGUAGACACACUGAAAUCCAUCAAAAUUAAGUUUGUCAUCAAUAGCAAGGUGAAUUGAUUCCAGUAAUUCUGUUCUAGAUACAAUUCAGCUGGAUCCACCCCAGUGUAAAAAACAACAAAAAGAAAAACUAUGAAAAGCCUAAUUUGUGUCUUCUGAAGGAAAAGGAGAUUGCAAAUUUUGCUUAACCAAUGUUAGAAGAAAAAUUCCAGAAACGUCAUUGGUUUUCAUAGUUUCUAUUGCAUAUUUUAAAUUUACUUCUAUAUACAUUUUACAGCUUUGCUUGCUCUUUCUUUUUCUUUCUUUCUUUCUUUCUUUCUUUCUUUCAUCUUGCAUGUUGUAAUAGCGACAUUUAAAUAAAUGUUUAAAAUACAUUUUCAAA